CAUUUCAAUUUGAAAUUCAAACGGCUGAAGAGACGGUGGACUGAAGAGAUCGCUUCAGAAAAUAGAACUCUACUGAAGAUCAUGUCUCGCUUGCCAGUCAGCAAGAGGGUCUUCACAAGCAGCAGCUCAGAGAAUGGCCAAGACAUGGGACCUGCCCAGAAAAGGGUUCGAAAGGAUCCAGAGCCAGUCAGACCACAGGCAGCAGCUACGAUCAUUGGAGGCAGACGACCCCCUGUUGUAGCAUCUAGGGCACCCAUUUCCAAGCCAGUCAGAAGUGUGGGAGCUGCCACUGUGGCUACUGCUCCUUCUAGAGGUGUCCUGAAACAAUCUAUUGCAUCGACUGCGGCAAAAGGGGGCAAUGUCAGACCAGCUGUUGCUCCAGCUGGCACAAAAGCAGGUGGGGGCGGUGUCGUCAAGCGAAAUAAAUGGGACCUUAAGGGGAAGGUCAGCGACAUGGAGGACAAGCUCCGAAACUACCAGACCAAGGUCAAAUCUGCCAAUCAGGAGAAUGAGGUUCUGAAAGGUUCGGUGGCUCAGAGCCAAACAAGAGUGAUUGAGAUGGAGAAGGAACUUCUGAAGCACAUGAAACAGAUCAGCGAGUAUGAAGAUGAGCUGCAGGCAUUGUCAGGAGUCCAGGCUGAGUUGGAGAGAGUUUGCAGUGAUAAGAGCACUCUUCAAAAGGAACUCUCUAACUUAGAGGAAAAAUAUAAAGUCAUGGAGACACUCCGAGACAGCCAGGAGAUGGAGCUGCAAACUCUGAAGAUGAAGCUUUCAGUGCAGGAGUCAACUCUGGCUCGUGUGCAAGCGACCCUCAGAGACACAGAGGAGGAGGUCCGUUCUCUCAAAGAGACUGUGGCUCAGCAGAAGGACGAGCUUCACGCUGGGGAGAUGGAGCGGAGACGGCUUCACAACACCAUCCAGGAGCUCAAGGGUAAUAUUAGAGUGUUUUGCAGAGUGCGCCCACUGGUGGAUGGAGGCAUCAGCAAACACAUUCAGCUCUCAGCCAGCGACAACAAGAUGAUAACACUGGCCAAAACAGAGGAGUCUCACACAGGCAAAACUGCAGACACUCAGAGAAACUACAAUUUCAGUUUUGACCGAGUGUUUGGCCCCCAGGCUUCACAACAAGAGGUCUUUGAAGAGAUCUCAUUGCUGGUGCAGUCUGCGCUGGAUGGUUACAACGUCUGCUGCUUUGCCUAUGGUCAGACGGGGAGUGGAAAGACGUACACCAUGGAGGGAGCAGAGUAUGAUGAGUGCAGAGGAGUCAUUCCCAGGGCUGUGCAGCAAAUCUUCAAGGCAGCUGAGAAACUUGGAACCCAAGGAUGGGAGUUCAGCUUCACAGCAAGUUUUGUUGAAAUUUACAACGAAACUCUGCGGGAUCUUCUCUACACUGGGAAGGCAAGCAAGAGGCCUGAGCAUGAGAUCAGAAAGUCAACCACCAACGAGGUGACGAUCACCAACCUCACCUAUGAAAAGGUGUCCAACGAGGAUCAGGUUCUGGGCCUAAUUGCAUUGGCCAAUCAGAAUCGCUCCACAGCUCAAACAGCUCAGAACGACCGCUCCUCACGCUCCCAUUCAGUCUUCCAGCUGGAUAUUGAGGGAGUGAAUGCUGGCAGGGAUGUCAAAUGCAAGUCCACUCUGUGCCUGGUGGACCUGGCAGGCAGUGAGCGAAUGUUGAAGAGUCAGUCUCAGGGCGAGCGCUUCAAAGAGAUGACGGCCAUCAACGGCUCCCUUUCUAACCUGGGCAUCGUCAUCGCAGCACUGGCCAACAAGGAGAGCUAUGUUCCAUACAGGAACUCCAAGCUUACCUACCUCCUGCAGGGCUGCUUGGGAGGAAACAGCAAAACUCUGAUGUUUGUGAACAUCGCUCCAGAGCAAGACAGCUUUGGAGAAACUCUCAACUCCUUGAGGUUUGCCAGCAAGGUGAAUGACUGUGUUAUUGGGACUGCCAGCGCCAACAGGAAGUAGAGAGAUAUCCUUCCCCUGAAUUGUUCUGUGUAAUUGUUUUUGAUGUCUUUUUUUGUAAACAUUGUACUGUGUGGCACACUGUAAUGCCUGUAUAUAAGAAUCAAAAACUAAAAUACUAGUGCAUAUUCUCAGGGCCCUGAGUAGUGGCCACUAAUACAGGCUUUUAAACAUUUUUAUGCCUUUGUACAAAUCAAAUGGGUUGUACUGUACAUAUACACAUUUCUUGUCAGUUUUUUUUAACAAGUAUAUAUAUUUUUUAAUGCAUGCUUAGGAGUUGUUCUUGAUUGAAGAUAAUAUUCUCAAGAUGAAACAUUUAAGGUCCUUUUUUCAUGAUAUAUUUUUAAGAAAGGACAUUUAUUUACAUUCUUGCUCCCAAUUACAUAUUACUCAUAACUUGCACAAUAAUUGCUAAUAAAUGUAGUCAAAAUGUCA
Molecule: messenger RNA, 2400 nt
Organism: Cheilinus undulatus (humphead wrasse)
Lineage: Eukaryota; Metazoa; Chordata; Actinopteri; Labriformes; Labridae
Gene: kifc1
Product: kinesin family member C1
Exons: 17
Coding region: 82-1968 (628 amino acids)
Biological process (GO): microtubule-based movement
Molecular function (GO): microtubule binding; ATP binding; microtubule motor activity
Source: RefSeq, a predicted model, not a curated record